Molecule: messenger RNA, 777 nt
Organism: Anthostomella pinea
Lineage: Eukaryota; Fungi; Ascomycota; Sordariomycetes; Xylariales; Xylariaceae
Source: the annotation of a GenBank genome assembly
AUGAGUCAAAGACAACUAAUCGCGUAUGGAAAAGCGGAAGAGGAGGAAGAGAGCGACACCACUCAGUAUAUCGAUGUCUAUGAGGAAUACGAAUCAGAGGAAGAGAAGAAACAGAGGAAAGCGUGGGAAGCGCAACGUGAGAAGGAACGGCCGUGGGUGGCGGAGACACGGAAGGAAAUAGAGAGGGCACGGAGAGAAGAAUGGGCACCAGUGGGAGAGCAUCAACGGAAGGGACAUGAGGGCAAGAAGGACAGGAGAGGAAAAGGAAAGGGGAAGAAGGAGGAUACACACGAAUCCCGUCCCGGUCGCCGUCCCCGUCACCGCGACAGUCGUGGCGAAAGCUCUCGCACUGCUCAAGCUGCCCCGACCUUCCUCCCUGACAAUGCCCCCUACGAAGGCUCAAACGAAGCGUCUUAUGCGAGAGACGUGCAGGAUGUCCAAUUCGUCAGCAUCAUAGACCCACAUACCGGCCUUCAGGUCAAUGCUGAGGAACCAGGCUCAAACGAAGCGUCCUAUGCGAGAGACGUGCAGGAUGUCCAAGAGGUCAGCAUCGUAGAACCAGAUACCGGCCAUCAGGUCAAUGUGGAAUCAGGCUCGUACGACCCGUAUUAUGCGCAGGACCCUUAUUAUGCGCAGGACAAUGCAGGAGGGCAGGAUGUCCAUUCCGCCAGCCACCCAGACUACACCGGCCAUCAGGUCAAUUAUAUGGAAUCAGACUCCGGGCAUUAUGAGCAAGCCAGGCAUCACGAGCAUCGCAGGCAUCACAGGCGUCAUUAG